ACAACUUUGACCUCUUUCAGUUCUGUUUCACUCUCUCAUUCUUCUCUUAAUUUUUAAUUAUUUCUAUAAAGAAUUGAUUGACACGUGGUCAAGUGAAGGCGUUCACUUCAGUUCAGUUUCUUCACACUCCUAAGCUCACUGCUCUUUUUUCAGUUUGGGGGUGAUCGCGUCGACAAUGUUGCUUCUUCCCAUUACCCCAUUAUUGUUGUACUUAUAAAGGUCCAAUCUUUUCUUGUUUUCACUGCCAAAUUUUCUUCCUUUUUCAUUUUCUCUUCAACAUGGAUUCAUCAAACCAGAACCAACCUUGUCCCAACCGAACCUUUAAUCACUUAUACACAAAACCUUGUGCUGAGGGAUCAGAAUCAGGUUCACUCCCUUCCGAGACACCCCAGACGAUGGACCCUAGAGGGUAUCAAUUAGAAGUAUUUGAAAUUGCAAAGAAGAGGAAUACAAUAGCAGUAUUGGAUACAGGUGCUGGUAAGACCUUAAUAGCUGUAUUGCUUAUGAAGAACAUUGGUCAAGCUAUCAGGUCCAGUGGCUCCAAAAAGUUGAUUAUUUUCUUAGCUCCAACCGUCCAUCUUGUCAACCAGCAAUAUAAGAAUAUAAGAGAUCUUACAGAUUUUCAAGUUCAGGAGUAUUAUGGGGCAAAGGGCGUGGACGCAUGGGAUUUAAGUAUCUGGGAGAAGGAAAUUAGUGAAAAUGAGGUACUUAUUAUGACACCCCAGCUUCUUUUGGACGCUCUAAGAAAGGCUUUCUUGAAGAUGGAAUCAAUAUGCUUGAUGAUUAUUGAUGAGUGUCAUCGAGCAACUGGUAACCAUCCCUAUGCAAAAGUAAUGAAGGAAUUCUAUCACAAGGCUGAUGAAAAGCCUAAAAUUUUUGGAAUGACAGCAUCACCAGUAGGGAAAAAAGGUGUUUCCUCUUCUGUGGAUUGUGAGGGUCAGAUAUCAGAACUGGAAAGUAUCUUGGAUUCUCGGAGAUAUACUGUAGAAGAUAGGACCGAGAUGGAGGUAUAUAUACCUUCUGCAAAAGAAAGUUGUAGAUAUUAUGACCAGGCACAAUUCCCUGAUUUGAAUUUGAAGCCAAAGAUUGAAGACUUGUGGUCCAAGUCUGGUGCAUUGUUAUCAGAAUUACAAAGCUCAACUGAUGGUAACUCUAAGGAUGUGGAGAAUAAAUUAAAUACGCUGCAUAAGCGGAUGUCCAAUGAACUUGCAAGAGUCUUGUAUUGCCUUGAAGAUCUUGGCCUCCUAUGUGCUUAUGAGGCUGUUAAAAUAUGGCAUGAAAAUUUCUCCAAAGUCGAAGGAGAGUGUGAAGUUUACCGAAAAGGUUUUAGUCAGUGCAAAGCAUUCAUUGACGUAGUCAUGCAAAUAGUUGAAGAAUCCCUCCAUCUUGAUGAUAACAAGAUUCCAGAGCUUGAUUUUGAUUUUUCAAAGGCAGUAGACCUGGGAUACUUAUCUCCCAAAUUGCUUGAACUUAUUAAACUCUUCCAGUCAUUUGGACAUUCAUGUGAGGUAUUGUGCCUUGUUUUUGUCGAAAGAAUCAUCACAGCAAAGGUGAUUGAAAGAUUUAUAAAGAAAGUUCCACAGAUAUCUCAUUUUACAGUUUCCUAUUUAACCGGAAACAAUACGUCAGCUGGUUCACUGACUGCUAAGAAGCAGAAGGAAACAUUGGAUUCUUUUCGUUCUGGAAAGGUCAAUAUAUUAUUUACAACUGAGGUAAUUGAGGAAGGAAUUCAUGUGCCAAAGUGCUCAUGUGUGAUACGUUUUGACCUACCGAACACAUGUCGCAGUUAUGUCCAGUCUCGGGGAAGAUCUAGGCAGGAUGACUCCCAAUUUAUUGUGAUGUUGGAGAGGGGAAAUGUGGAUCAAAGAAAUAAACUGUUUGACAUCAUCAGGAGUGAGCGAUCCGUGACUGAAGCGGCUAUAUAUAAAGAACAUCAUGCUUCUAAUUUAAGGGUGAUUACGGAAGUGAAAUCAAAUAUAUAUUAUGUUGAGUCUACUGGAGCAUCAGUCAACUUGGACUCAAGUGUUAGUCUUUUAAAUCGAUAUUGUGAAAAGCUCCCAUGUGAUGAGUACCCCCGUGCAAAGCCCAAUUUUGAAUUCCAGCCUUUUGAAGGGGCAUACAGGUGUAAAUUAACAUUACCACCUAAUGCAGCUUUCCAAACAAUAGUCGGUCCCUUGGGUAAAGAUGUCCGUUUGGCAAGGAAUCUCGUCUGUUUAGAAGCUUGUAAGAAGCUGCAUCAGAUGCAUGCCUUAAAUGAUCAUCUUGUCCCUUUCACUGAAAAGCCUCCAAAAGCUGAACAUAGCGUGCAAAACAAAGAAUCUGGUACAGGAUCAGGCGCAGGAACCACAAGAAGAAAAGAAUUACAUGGCACAGCCAGCAUUCGAGCUUUAUGUGGUACAAUUGAAGACAAACUAGUCGGAGCCAAAUUUUAUGCAUAUAGAUUUGAUUUCAAAUGCAGCAUUGUCAGUGAAAUCUUCUCAGGAUUUGUUCUCCUGAUUGAGUCAAAGUUUGACGAUGAUGUUGGAAAUAUUGAAUUAGAUCUUUAUUUGAUCAAAAAAACCGUAAAGGCUUCCUUAUCUUUCUGUGGACAAGUUUAUUUGAAUGCUGAACAGAUGAUGUAUGCAAAAUGCUUCCAUGAGGUUUUUUUCAAUGGUUUGUUUGGGAGAUUGGUUCAUAAGUCCAAAUCAGUAAAAGGAGAGAGGGAAUUCUUGCUUCAGAAAGACACAAAAUCACUGUGGAGUCCACACUUCUAUUUGCUUCUACCACUACAAAAAGGGGAUGAUGAAUCUAAAGGAUCUUUGGAAAUAAAUUGGUCUGGAAUAAGUUCUUGUGCUUCUGCAGUUGAAUUUUUAAGGAACAAGUUUUCAGUGGUUGCUGGAGAUUAUGAUGGGGGCAGUAAAAUUGCGUCACCUUGUGAUGCUAAUUCAUCAAAGGUGGCCUGUGAAGGCACAGAUAAAAUUCACUUUGCCAAUUGUGUAGUUGAUGCUAACAGUAUAAAGAAUCGGGUAGUUUUGGCUAUUCACACUGGAAGAAUGUAUUGUAUUCUUGAAGCAGAUAACAAGCUAUGCGCUGAAAGUCCGUUUGAUGGAAACGAUGAGAAGUCUCCAGAGAACCACAUGACCUUCGCAGAAUACUUCAAGAAAAGCUAUGGGAUUGCUAUGAAACAUCCAGGACAACCUUUAUUACGUUUGAAGCAAAGUCAUAAUGCACACAAUGUUCUUUUGAAUUUCUAUGAGGAAGAUGAGAAGGAUAAGUCAUUGCAAAUUGGCCCAGCAAACACCAAAAUGCCUGCGCAUGUUCACAUUCCACCUGAGCUUUUAUUUAUUCUUGAUGUUAAAAGACAUGUUUUAAAGUCAAUGUACUUGCUACCAUCAUUGAUGCAUCGUCUUGAAUCUCUCACGUUGUCCAGUCAGCUUAGACGAGAGAUAGAUGGUCAGAGUAGCAAUUUCAGCAUAUCUAGCUCUCUGAUUCUAGAAGCACUGACAACCUUAAGAUGCUGUGAAAAUUUUUCAAUGGAACGUCUUGAGUUGCUGGGAGAUUCUGUUCUUAAGUUUGUAGUGAGCUGUCAUCUCUUUCUUAAAUAUCCUAAGGAACAUGAAGGGAAAUUAUCUGAUAGACGGAAGUGGGCUGUUUGUAAUUCAACUCUGCAUAAACUGGGAAUAAAUCGCAAAUUACAGGGCUAUAUCCAAGAUUCUGCAUUUGAACCACGCCGUUGGGUUGCUCCAGGACAGCGUUCUAUACAUGUUGUUUCUUGUGAAUGUGGGGUGGAAACCCCAGAAGUUCCUGUGGAUGGAAAAUUCCAGACUGAAGAUCCAAAAGUUGUGGUCGGAAAGCUCUGUGACCAGGGUCACCGCUGGAUGUGUUCAAAGACAAUUUCUGAUUGUGUUGAAGCUCUUAUAGGAGCAUACUAUGUAGUUGGCGGAUUGAUUGCUGGACUACAUGUCAUGAAGUGGCUUGGCAUUGAUUCUGAGCUAGAACUGUCCUUGGUUGAGGAAGCCAUUGCUGCUGCAUCUCUCCAUACAUAUGCACCAAAACAAGACGAGAUUGCAACCCUUGAAAUGAAAAUUGGGUAUAAAUUUUCUGUUAAGGGACUCUUACUGGAGGCAAUGACACAUUUAUCUGAGGCUGAACUUGGGAUUGGUUGCUGCUAUGAGAGGCUUGAAUUUCUCGGCGAUUCUGUAUUGGAUCUUCUUAUUACAUGGCAUCUUUAUCAGAGCCAUAAAGAUAUUGAUCCAGGAGAGCUUACUGACUUGCGUUCUGCUUCUGUCAAUAAUGACAAUUUUGCUCAAGUUGCCGUUAGACGAAACCUUUACCCACACCUUCUGCUCAGCUCUGGAGAUUUGGUGAGCCAGAUAUCAGAAUAUGUUAAGGUCAUUUCUGAAUCAGAGAGCAGUACCAGAUCACUCCCAGGCGUUAAAGCCCCCAAGGCACUUGGAGAUCUAGUGGAAAGUAUUGCUGGGGCUAUACUAGUUGAUACCAAGCUCAAUCUUGAUGAAGUGUGGAGAAUUUUCAAUCCUCUGUUGUCUCCCAUUGUUACCCCUGAUAAACUUGAAUUGCCUCCGUUGCGUGAACUAACUGAAUUAUGUGACUCUCUUGGAUAUUUUAUCAAAGAAAAUUGUAAAAGGAAGGGAACUACUGUGCAUGCUGAACUUAGUGUACAACUGGAAAACGCACUUUUAGUUCGGAAGGGAAACGGAAUGAAUAAAAAAAUAGCAAAAGGAGAAGCUGCAUUUCACUUGUUGAAAGAUCUCAAGAAGAAGGGAAUUUCUCAUGGCAGUAGCAUGCCAAAGAGAAAAAGAGAGAAUCCUGACUAUCUAUGCGAUUCGUCUAAUCCAGAAACCGAUAUUGGUAUUUGCACUGCUCUAACAGAUGGACAUUCGUCAAAGGCAGUAUCGAAUAAGAGGGCGAAAGUGGAUCAAACUAACACAGCAGAAAUUGCAUCUGCUGUUUCUUUGCCCCACAAAGACUCAUCUCCUGAGGACUCUGAUUCCAUUCCAGUUAUUGCAUCUAUUAAUAUGAAGAAAGGAGGACCCCGAACCACACUAUAUGAACUGUGCAAGAGAUUACAGUGGCCAUUGCCAGAAUUUGAUUCAAUAGAGUAUAAAGAUAGAUCCCUGUUUGAAUCCAGCGAAGGCCUGGAAGGAACAAAGGGAUUCAACUGCUUUGUGUCAAAAAUAACCUUGUGCAUACCGAAUGAUGGUAAUAUAGAAUGCAAGGGAGAAGCUAGAGCUGAUAAGAAGAGUUCAUAUGACUCUGCUGCAGUUGAAAUACUUCAUGAGCUACAAAGACUGGGGAAGCUUAAGAUUGGUGAUGCUUAGUCUCUGCCUCUUGUAUAAGAUAAUAGUAGUACCACAACUUUGUGGCCACAACACAUAAGACACUAUUAUUUUGUGCCAUUGAUUUGACAAACUCUCUCAAAUCAGUGAUACAAGACCAUGGUUUUUUUAUGUAUUGUGGGUGUAAAAUUGUGGCACUAGUAUUACCAAUUUGGGGUGGAGAAGGACGAGUCCUCAGAAACAAAAAAUGUCUCUUGAAGAAGUCCGCCCUUUGAGAGAACUGGGACAUAAUGAGUAAAAAAUCAAUAAAUAAAAAGAGUAGAAAACUCAACACAGGAACACAGGAAGUGGGGGUAUAAUUUUUGUUGUAUAACUUAAAAAU
This is a messenger RNA of Arachis stenosperma, 5658 nucleotides long. RefSeq names its product endoribonuclease Dicer homolog 3a. NCBI's taxonomy places the organism in Eukaryota, Viridiplantae, Streptophyta, Magnoliopsida, Fabales, Fabaceae. The coding region runs from base 279 to 5318 and encodes 1679 amino acids. Gene Ontology annotation, cellular component: cytoplasm; nucleus. Gene Ontology annotation, biological process: siRNA processing. The transcript is spliced from 25 exons. Gene Ontology annotation, molecular function: ribonuclease III activity; RNA binding; ATP binding. The record is from RefSeq and is a predicted model, not a curated record.